AUGAAUACAGCUUCACCAGACGACCAAUCUGAACAAGACGAAGAUCUGCUCCGCCGCAGUACCAACAAACCAAAAGAAGACACACAACAACACUUACCAACACAAAUCCAAGGUGUUCCAGCUGCUAAUCUUCAAGAGCAAUAUGAGGAUUUAGCAGCUCAACAACUGGAUUUACGAGCUAGUAUGGAUCAGAUGCACCAGGAACUUAAGGAGGACAUGGAUCGCAGGCAAAUUGAACUUGUUCACCUGGUCAGUGCACUGAAAAGUUCCUUCGAAGGAAUGCAUCUGCAACAGCAAAUGAAGGACGGAAGUUCUACAUCUACAGAUCGAGUUCAAACUACUGCACCAUGUCAGGGUAUUUUGGGUCCAAAUCCUCAAUAUGUUGCUAAUAAUCGCAAUCACAAUCUGGUAUUUCCUCGUUUUAAUGGUGAAAACUUAAAAAAAUGGUUGUAUCGAAUUGAGCAAUAUUUUGCCAUCGACAAUACUCCUCUUAAUGAACGAGUAAGAUUAGUGGCUAUGAACUUAGAUGAUGAAGCUUUGGCUUGGCAUCAAGCUUUUUUAAAGUGUAGAGGUGUACCUGGCUUACCUGAAUGGGAGGAGUAUCUGGCUGUGUUGGUUGAAACAUUUGGGGAUGAGUUUGCAGACCCUAUGCUCGAGUUGAAACAAUUGAAACAGACUGGCACAGUGAGGGAAUUUCAAUUUGCAUUUGAUAGGCUUGUUUCACAGUGUAGCUUAUCAGUAGAUCAGGCAAUAUCUUGCUUUUUAGGUGGAUUGAAAGAGGAGUUAGUUAGUCCUAUCAUGAUGCAUGAACCUAAGACACUCUCAAAGACUUAUCGAUUAGCUAGACUUGCUGAAGCUACCCUAGCAGCUAAUGCUCGCAGCAUGAAACAACCUCCUGGACCUUAUCAAUAUACUAAUAGGAAACCUUCCUAUGAGUUACAGCCUGCUAAAAAUCCUAACCCACAGCUCUUAACUACCCAUAAACCAGCCUUACUUCCUACAAAUACCUCCAGUUCCAAAACUAGGAGAGUGAUUUCACCAGCAGAAAUGCAAGCAAAAAGGGCUCAGGGAUUAUGUUACUUUUGCAAUGAUAAGUACACACCUGGGCAUAAAUGCUCCUUACCUAAGCAGAUGUUCAUUAUGGAUUUGAAGUACCCUGAAGGUGAGAUGGAAGAGGAUCCUGUAAAGCCAGAGGAAGCUCCACUAACUGAAGAAUGGAACGUACCAGAUGGAGACCCUCCCUUGAUCUCCUUAUGUGCUUUAAGUGGUCUUAAGGGGGCUCAAACUAUCCAUGUGAUUGGAUAUAGCAAUAAAAAGUCUAUUCAGAUAUUGUUAGAUGGUGGAAGUACACACAAUUUCAUGAUGCUGAGUCCGCAGAGAGGUUGGGGUGUCACAUUUCUCCAACUAAGUUGGGCUAUGUCAGGGACUACUUAUACCUCAGAUUUGAUUGUCUUUCCUGUUGGGAAGUAUGACUUAGUUUUAGGGGCCCUAUGGAUGAAGACAUUAGGUCCUAUUACUAUGGACUACACUGAGCUUACUAUGUCCUUUGAUUAUCAGGGCAAACAUCAUGUGUUGAAGGGUGUUACUGAAGAGUGUAAACUUUCAAGUUCUAAGGCUAUCAAUAGGAACUGUAGUGCAGAGGCUCAGUUCUUCAUGUUACAAGUGGUUUCUCCUAGGACUCUGGAGGAGUGUCACCCUCAUUUUAAUGCACUUCACUUGCCUGUCGAGAAUUCCCUGCCAGAGGCCCUUCAGAGAUUGCUUGGACAGUAUCAAAUGCUUUUUAGGGAGCCAACAACUUUACCUCCUCAGAGGGGAGUUUUUGAUCAUAGAAUUCCCCUGCAGGAAGGUACUAAACGAGUGAAUAUCAGACCUUACAGGUACUCUUCUAUGAAGAAGGAUAUUAUUGAAAAACUUGUGUUGGAAAUGUUACAACAAAGUGUUAUCCAAUAUAGCAAUAGCCCUUUUUCUUCACCAGUGGUUCUAGUGGGGAAAAAAGAUGGAUCAUGGAGAUUGUGUGUUGACUAUAGAGAGCUAAAUCAAUAUACAGUUAAGGACAAAUUUCCUAUUCCUAUCAUUGACGAUCUCUUAGAUGAGCUUACUGGAGCUACAAUUUUUUCUAAAAUUGAUCUAAGAUCCGGAUAUCAUCAGAUUAGGAUGGAUCAUAUACACCAUCUUCAGCAACUAUUUGAAGUCAUGCAGUCUAAUAGCUUAUUAGCUAAACAUUCUAAGUGUGUUUUUGGAGUGGCAAAGGUUGAGUAUUUGGGUCAUUUUAUCUCUGCUGCAGGUGUUGCAACAGAUCCAAAGAAAAUAUUGGCUGUUCAACAAUGGCCUGUGCCUACCACCUUGAAGCAACUCAGAGGUUUCCUUGGUCUUGCUGGGUACUAUAGGAAGUUUAUCAAGUCCUAUGGCCUUAUUAGUCAACCUCUCACAGAACUACUCAAGAAGGACAAUUUCAAAUGGACACCUAAUGCUGAACUGGCAUUCAUUGCUUUAAAGAAGGCCCUAACUACUGCUCCUGUCCUAGCCUUACCCAACUACUCUCUCCCUUUUGUGGUUGAAACUGAUGCUAGUGGCACUGGUAUUGAGGCUGUUCUCAUGCAGGAAGGCCAUCCUAUAGCCUUCAUCAGCAAGGGCUUGGCUCCCAGGCAUGCAGCUCUUUCUGUCUAUGAGAAGGAGCUGUUGGCACUUGUUUUUGAUGUAAGCAAGUGGUCUCAUUAUCUUAUGGGACAGCAUUUUAUUAUACGAACUGACCAGAAGGCCUUGAAGUAUUUACUCGAGCAAAAAAUCCACACAGAUGCCCAAAUCAAAUGGAUAGCCAAGCUCCUACCCUUUGAUUUUGAAAUUCACUACAAGAAGGGCAGGGAAAAUGUAGCUGAUGAUUCUUUAUCUAGAGUUCAAGGUGCUAAACUAAUGACACUAUUGGUUUCUUCUGUUUCUACUGAAUUAUGGGAAGAAAUCACUGCCAGUUGGUCUUCUGAUCCUGAGCUAAGUUCCCUCAUUUCAUUCUUACAACAGACUCCUCAGAAAAACUUCACAUGGAUCAAUCAUCAACUUAGACGAAAAGGCAAAUUGGUGAUUGGUAAUAAUGCUGCUCUAAGAACUAAGUUGCUUACCUUAUGGCAUUCAACUCCCGCUGGAGGCCACUCUGGGUUAGAUGCUACCACCAGGAAGGUGUUGUCCUAUUUUUAUUGGAAGGGCAUCAGGAAGGACAUUGCCACAUUUAUUCUUAACUGUACCACAUGUCAAAGGAACAAGUAUGAUACUUCAGCCUCCCCUGGUCUUCUUCAACCUCUCCCUAUUCCAUCUUUACCUUAG
Molecule: messenger RNA, 3315 nt
Organism: Nicotiana attenuata
Lineage: Eukaryota; Viridiplantae; Streptophyta; Magnoliopsida; Solanales; Solanaceae
Exons: 4
Coding region: 1-3315 (1104 amino acids)
Source: RefSeq, a predicted model, not a curated record